AUGGUGUCCGUGGGCUCGUUGGGCACAGUAGCUGCCGGCAGUGCCCCGACGUCUGCACGUGCAAGUUCCUCUCAGUCCAUGGCACACGCACAGCCGAUGGCAGCCUCACCGCCGCCGGCGUCAGUGCAUCCCCUCAGCUCUGCCGCCAGUAUGCCACCUCCGCCGUCUCAGGCGCUGUGGUCUACGCGCCUCGUGGACCUUUUAAAUCUUGUGCGGCAUGAGUUUGAUGUCAUUGGAAAUGAUGCCAUGCAUUUCAAGUCCCAGCGUGUGGAACUGGAACACCGCAUCUCACAGCAAAUCAACGAGGUGGCUCUCAUGCAGGAACAUGUGUACGAGCUGGAAAAGCGCCAUUUUGAGAUGGUCGAGCAGUACGAGGAUGAGAUUAAACGCUUGCAUGCGCUCCUGGAAGAUCGCGCUGUGUCAUCGGUAGGCGCGCGCGAAGCACCGCCACAUUCCACAACACGCGCAGGGGCACCCGUGGACUCACGAUCUGCCUAUGUGAUGCCACCCGCCAGCCAAGCGUAUGAUCGUGAGGAACGUGAGCGCAUGUUGCCUGCCAUGUCUUCCGUCUCCGGUGAUGCUGCUUGGCAUCCGGCUAAGCGCACCAAGACUGCCAAUGGUGCGCCGCUCGUACCUUCAGAUGCACCUCGUCUGCGUCCCGAUGACCGCGAGCCAAAGCAUCUCGCACCGAGUCCUACGUCCUCGCGUGAGCGCAAUGAAGAGGAGGAGGCGAGUCCCCCCGAGUCCAUGCAAGAGCAGCUCCAGAGCACGCCACCUGAAUCGACGUUGAGCGCCUCCCGCAAGGUGCCACGUGCUGAAUCGGGCAGCGCACCCCAGGAAGGGGCGGCAUCGGCCCAGUCGGCCAAGGAUGGUGGCGAAGCGGAGCCAAGCGCACCGCCUGCCAAGAAAGAAGAUUGGAGUGUCAUGCACAACCCGAGCACCAAGCCUAUGUUGGACGUGGGCCUUGUGCACACUUUUACGCAUAACAGUGUGGUCUGUUGUGUCCGGUUCUCGCCAGACGGCAAGUAUCUGGCCACAGGUUGCAAUCGCAGUGCGCAGAUUUUCACCACGGACUCGGGCGAAAAAGUAUGUGAGCUACAGGAUCCAGCCGUGUCGGGCCCAGGUGACUUGUACAUUCGCAGUGUGUGUUUCAGUCCGGACGGCAAGUUGCUUGCCACAGGUGCCGAGGAUCGGCAAAUCCGCAUUUGGGACAUUGCCGAGCAGAAGAUCACGAUGCUGUUGACCGGCCACAAGCAGGAGAUCUACUCCCUUGAGUUUUCACAGGACGGACAGAUUCUUGCGAGUGGUUCAGGCGAUAAGACGGUGCGUAUAUGGGAAGUCGCCUCAGGCAAAGAGUUGCAUGUGCUGCAUACAAGUCCUGGCCAAAACUAUGGUCCGGGCGUGACGACCGUGACGUUGAGUCCCGACGGCGGUCUGGUGGCGGCAGGUGCGCUGGACACGUUUGUGCGUCUCUGGGAUACCAAAACAGGCAAGCUACGGUGUCGUCUCAAGGGUCACCGCGACAGCAUUUACAGCGUAUGCUUCAUGCGCGAUGGUCAGUCGCUUGUGAGCGGUAGUCUGGACAAGACUCUCAAGCUGUGGGACCUGGCGCCCAUCCUCCAAUCGGCCGACUCGCCCGACGACGAGGUCACCAACGCCUCGCUGUGCAAGGCGACGUUCACUGGGCAUAAGGACUAUGUACUUUCCGUCUCGUGUUCACCAGACAGUCGCUGGAUCGCGUCUGGAUCCAAGGACCGUUGCGUGCAGUUUUGGGAUGCAGAGCGGUGCCAGACGCAGCUCGUGCUCCAGGGCCACAAGAAUUCCGUGAUUGCGAUUCAUCUCAGUCCUGCCAAACGCCUGCUGGCGACGGGAAGUGGCGACUUUAAUGCCCGAAUCUGGACGUAUGAAGAUAAGUAG
Messenger RNA from Malassezia restricta, 1917 nucleotides. Its product is annotated as general repressor of transcription. The record is from RefSeq and is a predicted model, not a curated record. The transcript has 2 exons. Lineage: Eukaryota; Fungi; Basidiomycota; Malasseziomycetes; Malasseziales; Malasseziaceae. Bases 1 to 1917 code for a protein of 638 amino acids. Gene Ontology annotation, molecular function: protein binding.